Messenger RNA from Cynara cardunculus var. scolymus (artichoke), 447 nucleotides. RefSeq lists its product as uncharacterized. Lineage: Eukaryota; Viridiplantae; Streptophyta; Magnoliopsida; Asterales; Asteraceae. The coding region runs from base 1 to 447 and encodes 148 amino acids. The transcript has a single exon. The record is from RefSeq and is a predicted model, not a curated record.
AUGGAAACAAAAUCUGGUCCUGUCCAGAUACAAUCCGCUAAGAUUCGAUACGGUGAGGUGGAUGCGGAGAAGGAUAAGUCAAUAAUUGAUGUAUACUCCAAAGUCGACAACAUUAUAAGCAUUGUCCGGAAUGAUAAAUCGAUACUGACUAGAUUGGAGCAGCAUCUCGACAAUUUCAUGGUUGAUAUCGAGAAAGAAGUACCGUAUGAAGACCCAUCUCAACAAAAGUUGGACGCGAUCAGAGAUCACCUUGGUGUUUCCAUACCCGAUGAUGUAGACAUCCUACCACCAUCUGGAAUAAGGAACAAGGGUUGUGGUACUGGUAAGAGGUUGGUAAGCGUGUCUGAGAAAAUACAGUCUGUAAGCAAGAAAGCCCGUCGAAAAUGUGCGACAUAUGGCCAACGUACCAGCCAUGACUCACGCAAUUGCCCCGAAUUGAUAGAGUAA